CGGUACCGGGCUCACAGCCGGACACGGUCCCUCAGGCGGGAGCGGAGUCUCGGGCACGCUCGGCCGCUCCCACUCGGGCCGCAGGCACGGAUCCACCACGCCGCGGGGCUGCCGGGCCUCCCCCGCGUCCUCUCGGGCCAGAAGUGUCCGGGGACUGGACCCCAACGGCGCCGGCGGCCUCGGCCUCCCCUCACCGCGGGCGGGCGCUGCCAUCUAGCGAAGAGCGGGCGACGGCUACGCUCCCGCCGCCGAGGCGCCGCCGACCCCUGCCCGCGGCGCCGGGAGCGGGGGCCGGCGGGUGUGGGGGGGGCCGGCGGGUGUGGGGCGGGGCCGGGCCGGGCCAGGCGGUGAGAGGCCCCGGCGUGCGGACGGGCUGGCCGGCUGCCAGCCCCGCCCCUCCCCGGCCUUUCCCGCCAAACAUGGCCGCCGCCGUGAAGAUCGGAAUUAUUGGUGGAACUGGCCUGGAUGAUCCCGAUAUCUUAGAAGGAAGAACAGAAAAACAUGUGGACACUCCUUAUGGCAAGCCAUCGGAUGCUUUGAUAUUGGGAAAGAUUAAAAAUGUGGACUGUGUGCUUUUGGCAAGACAUGGAAGACAUCAUACAAUUAUGCCAUCGAACGUCAAUUACCGUGCCAAUAUCUGGGCAUUAAAAGAAGAAAAUUGUUCGCAUGUGUUAGUGACUACUGCCUGUGGCUCAUUACAAGAGGAAAUACAACCUGGUGAUCUUGUCAUAAUUGACCAGUUCAUAGACAGGACAACUAGAAGACAUUGUACUUUAUAUGAUGGGCAGCAUUCCGCUCUUUCAGGAGUAUGUCAUAUUCCAAUGGCAGAGCCGUUCUGCACCAAAACCAGAGAGGUUCUUAUUGAGACUGCCAAGAAGCUUGGGCUCCAGUGUCAUUCCAAGGGGACAAUGAUCACAAUCGAAGGUCCACGUUUCAGUUCUCGAGCAGAAAGCUUGAUGUUUCGCAGCUGGGGAGCUGAUGUUAUCAACAUGACCACAGUGCCUGAAGUGAUUCUUGCGAAAGAAGCUGGAAUGAGUUAUGCUAGUAUUGCCAUGGCAACAGAUUACGACUGCUGGAAGGAACAUGAAGAAGCAGUUUCAGUGGAUAAAGUUUUAAAGACACUGAAAGAGAAUGCAAAUAAGGCUACUAGCAUACUCCUUACUGCUAUACCUCAGAUAGGUUCCAUGGAAUGGACCGACACCCUGCACACCCUGAAAACAACAGUGCAGUGUUCGGUCAUCCUGCCAAAGCAGUAGCAGCCUGCAUGGACCUUGAAUUUUGCAUACUCACAAGGAAGAGUGUAUCACUUUUGAACUUCCAAAUGUUACCAAUAAAAAAUUGUUAUAACCAUAAAAGAAUGGAGUAAACAUUAAUAGAUCAUAAUGUGUAAUGCAGCUUUUGUAAUUCUUAUCAUGCUUGGUAAUGUUAAAAUAUCUAAAGUUAGGUUUUUACUAUGUUUUAAACUUGGAAUAGCUUUACUUCGAAACUCGAUCAGACAGUGGCCAAAGAAAAAAGAAAAAAGUCAGUAGCAAGUUGUCAUCCUCUAUUCAGGGAUGCCUUUUAAGUGACGGGAGAAAGGAAAGGUUAGGUAAUAAUCUGUUGCAGAAAUGAAAUAAGGUCUAAGAAAGCAAAUUCAGGGAUACACUAUUUGGUUUACUAUUUCUGCCUCCCGUCUUUUCCUUUGACAAGGCAAAUGGUUACAGUUCACUUCAGAAACAUACCAGAAAAACUGACUGGCAAUUUAAGUAUGAAGUUUUGCUUUUUUUAUACAUUGUCCAUAUUUUUUAUUUCAGUGUUUUUUUUUAAAAGCAGUGGGUUUUCUUUGUGUGCUAGAAAACAUGGUUUAAUAAUUAUAUUGGUACUUUUUCAGCAGCAGUUUUGUAAUUAAUGUUUCCAUUAAAAAGAUAUAGCUAAUGACUGAGACAAAUUUGUGCCUGAAGAUGUACUUUUGUCACUUACAGAACUGUGCAGCAAAGUACCUUGCUGCCAGUGUCCUGAACACUCUGCUGGCCUUUUGCUGCUUCACUGAUUUCAACAGUGUUUAGUUUCUGUUUUAAGUGAUGAAUAUGCUCAAGUGUAUUGACUCUCCAUCAUCUUUGAAAGGUCAUGGAGGACAGGAGAGGUGCCCGAGGACUGGAGGGUAGCCAAUGUCACUCCAAUUUUCAGAAAGGGCAAGAAGGAGGACCCAGGAAACUAGAGGCGAGUCAGCCUCACCUCCAUCCCCAGAAAGGUGAUGGAGCAGUUCAUCCUGGAGGUCAUCUCCAGGCAUGUAGAGGACAAGAAGGUUAUCAGAAGUAGUCAACAUGGAUUCACCAAGGGGAGGUCAUGCUUGGCCAAACUGACAGCUUUCUGUGAUGGCGGGGCUGGCUGGGUCGAUGAAGGGAGAGCAGUGGAUGUUGUUUACCUCAACUUCAGCAAAGCCUUUGACACUGUCUCCCACAGCAUCCUCAUAGACAAGCUAAGGAAGUGUGGGUUGGAUGAGUGAACAGUGAGGUGGACAGAGAGCUGGCUGAACGGCAGAGCUCAGAGGGUCAUGAUCAACGGGGCAGAAUGUGGAUAGAGGCCUGUCACUAGUGGUGUUCCCCAGGGGUCUGUGCUGGGUCCAGUCCUGUUUAAUAUAUUCAUCAGUGACCUGGAUGAUGGGAUAGUGUAACCUCAGCAAGUUUGCUGAUGAUACUGAGCUGGGAGGAGGGGCUGAUACAGCAGAAGGCUGUGCUGCCAUGCAGCAAGACCUGGACAGGCUGGAGAGCUGGGCCCAGGUGAACCUCAUGAAAUUCAACAAGAGCAAGUGCAGGGUCCUGCACCUGGGGAGGAACAACCCCAUGCACCAGUACAGGCUGGGGGCUGAACUACCGGAAAGCGGCUCUGCUGAGAAGGACCUGGCCGUGCUGGUGGACAGCAAGGUGACCGUGAGCCAGUGAUGUGCCCUUGUGGCCAAGAAGGCCACCGGUAUCCUGCGCUGCAUUAAAAGGAGUGUGUCCAGCAGGUCAAGGGAGGUUAUUGACCCCCUCUGCUCUGCCCUAGUGGCACCACAUCUGGAGUACUGUGUCCAGUUCUGGGCUCUCCAGUUCAUGGAAGACAGGGAAGCACUGGAGGCACUCCAGCAGAGAGCCACAAAGGUGAUCAGGAGACUGGAGCAUCUCCCUUAUGAGGAAAGGCUGAGACACCUGGGUUUGUUCCGCCUGGAGAAGAGAAGACUGAGGGGGGAAUCUUAUCAAUGCAUAUAAAUAUCUGAAGGGUGAGUGUCAAGAGGAUGGGGCCAGGCUUUUUUCAAUAGUGCCCAACAACAGGACAAGGGGCCAUGGGCAUAAACUGGAACACAGGAAGUUCCAACUAAACAUGAGAAAAAACUUCUUUCCUGUGCGGGUGCCAGAGCAGCGGCACAGGCUGCCCAGGGAGGCUGUGGAGUCUCCUUCCCUGGAGACAUUCAAAACCCACCUGGAUGCGUUCCUGUGCCCCCUGCUCUGGGUGUGCCUGCUCAAGCAGGGGGGUUGGAUGAGAUGAUCUCUAGAGGUCCCUUCCAACCCCUGCCAUUCUGUGAUUCUGUGAAGCACUUUGUAUGAAUUUCUUUUUUUUAAAUACAAUUUAACUUCAAUAAAAUGAUAAUCUGCUUUUUGUCUAGUAAAUAAAUGAAACCUAUGCUUUUCCAAA
Messenger RNA from Phalacrocorax carbo (great cormorant), 3651 nucleotides. Lineage: Eukaryota; Metazoa; Chordata; Aves; Suliformes; Phalacrocoracidae. The record is from RefSeq and is a predicted model, not a curated record.